GAAGCCAGAACAUCUUUGGCAGCGCACGACACCACACAACUCUGAAAACUACAGCUAACAUGAUUAGGUACUUGUUAGGAUCAUGCGUGGUGGCGGUGUUGAUGGUACAAUCUGCAGCUAACUACGGAGUACCUGCGCCGCAAGUGCCAAGUUAUGGCGCCAAACCUCAACAACAGGCUUGUCAAACUUAUGUCGUCACGACAACAGUAGCAACUCCGCAAUAUUUCACUGACACAAAGUACCUAACACAGCACCAGACCCAGUACCAGACGCAGUACCAGACGCAGUAUCAAACUCAGUAUAAAACUCAGUACGUCACCAAAAAGCAGCCAGUGUCCAUAUACGUCACUAGAACAGUCUCCAGCUACGUCACCCAGACACAGCAAGUAAACCAGUACGUCACAAAAACGGUGCCCAGCUACGUCACUACCACCGUUAAAGUUCCUCAGUAUGUGACUCAGUCCUGCCUAGUUAAUGGAGGAUACGGUGGCAGUACAGGCGGUGGGUACAGCGGGAGCACAGGAUACGGCAGCAGUGGUGGCCCCCCAGCAAUAGACAUACGCCAGGGACCUAAUGACGAACCUGCCGUGGGCGAGGAGGAAUGGGCGUGGGUCUAGAAAAAAAAAACGUUGACAUGCAAGCUGUGGACAAUUUCAUCUCUGGAUAUCAUGUCAUUGAAAAGGGACUGUCUUAUGUCACUGCCAGUGCAGUGUGUAUUGGAAAUAAAGGAAUUUAUCGAUCCCAGAUUA
Penaeus monodon (black tiger shrimp) is the source of this 749-nucleotide messenger RNA. RefSeq lists its product as uncharacterized. Bases 60 to 617 code for a protein of 185 amino acids. The transcript is spliced from 5 exons. The record is from RefSeq and is a predicted model, not a curated record. Lineage: Eukaryota; Metazoa; Arthropoda; Malacostraca; Decapoda; Penaeidae.